AUGGUGUGCAUGCGAGAGUAUGAAGUACUAGUUAUUGAUAUAGAGAUUGAGAUUUUAGGAGUUUUUUCCGAGAGGAAAUUGGAGGUGGAUUGGGAUUCCUCUAUUUGCGUAACGAUGGCCCUUCGUGCUACUCAAGCGACUGGCCGUAUCGCGACGGCGUUCCGGCGUGUCGCUCGGCCAUUCUCCAUUGACGCGGUCGUUGAGUCGGAUUACAAGCGUGGCGAGAUCGGUAAGGUCUCCGGAAUCCCAGAGGAGCAUCUCGCAAGAAAGGUGAUUAUAUACUCGCCUGCUAGAACUGCUACCCAGCAAGGAUCUGGAAAGCUUGGAAAGUGGAAGAUCAACUUCGUCUCCACCUUAAAGUGGGAGAAUCCAUUGAUGGGAUGGACUUCUACAGGUGACCCUUACGCCAAUGUCGGUGACUCCGCUCUUGGUUUUGAUUCCGAAGAAGCUGCAAAGUCAUUUGCAGAGCGUCACGGUUGGGAUUAUGUGGUCAAGAAGCCCAAAACACCAUUGUUGAAGGCUAAGUCUUACUCGGACAACUUCAAGUGGAAAGGCAAUCCUCAACCAGAGAACUGA
Molecule: messenger RNA, 576 nt
Organism: Thlaspi arvense
Lineage: Eukaryota; Viridiplantae; Streptophyta; Magnoliopsida; Brassicales; Brassicaceae
Source: the annotation of a GenBank genome assembly